Amoebophrya sp. A25 is the source of this 1863-nucleotide messenger RNA. NCBI's taxonomy places the organism in Eukaryota, Dinophyceae, Syndiniales, Amoebophryaceae. The record is from the annotation of a GenBank genome assembly.
AUGCAGUAUGAAAAAAAAACUUGGCUUGAACAUGUCCGAAAGCACCAGGGAAAUCAAGCCAAUAUUAUUACUGGGCAUAGCAGGGAUACUCCUAAUCCUAUGAUUAGAAGCACCGAACAGCAGACGAGUGGUGCUCGUACUUCUGCUUCCAGUUCCAGUUCCAUGUUCUUGCAGCCACGGCAGCAGGAGGAGCCGCCUUUGCAGCUGACAUCGGGAUUGUAUAUCCGGCAACGAAAAAUGUUAGACUUGGUACAGAAAGUGGGUGCCGUGAAAGCAAGUGAGUUCGUAGUAGAAAUUCUACGAGCCCCUGUGGCGGAUUCUGUGUCUAAAUUCCUAGAUAGUGUGUUAUCAGCUGAACCUGAAGAGUUAGAAGCUGCCGAGCAUCGACACAGCAUUUGGAGUGGUAUUGUGCAAAGUCGGGAGCGUAUCAACCAGGUUUAUUUCCAGCCCCGCAGGGAUCUGGUAGUGAGCUACAUUGUCACUACCCCAGAUGGUCACCAGCAUCGCGUGGCCAUGCGGGCUCGACGUGACCCUAUUAUAGAGCUCGAGGAUUGUGAGAACCCAUGCGAGCUUUGCUGCGUUCUUUCGUGUAUCUGCUGUCCUCAUAGCUGUGGCAUUUGUGUUUACACGCAAUUUGAGCAUUCGCGAUACCGGAACCCGUAUUGCCACGAAACUGUAAUGCCGAUUUUGCUAGACUGCAGCACUGUGGCUGCGUGUGGGGCCCUUGCGAUUGGCGCAAGCCUCACUUCGACAACGGCGUGUCUCACUAGUUCUUGUACUGGCGCAUGUUGUCCUAGCGCAUGUUGUAGUGCAGUACAUCCACCUUGGUGUAACACGACGUUGACGCUUUCGUCUAUUCUUCUUGCUUCGCCUCUAGUGCGCUUUUGCGCUUUCGGGAAGAAUUUUUCAUCUCGUACUAGCACUGAAGAAAGCCACAUCUUUUCUGAAGAAAGUUUAACUAACUUUGCACGCGAAAUGGUCAGGGAAAUAGCAACACCCUACGUAGCCUUGGAACAAGAUCUUCGUCAAGCUUAUCGUUUCGUUUGUUGUGGAGGAAGAAAAAAUGAAGAAGAAAAAGCAGAACUGCAUCGCCUCAAGACAGCCAAGAUUGCAACAGCCUUGAGGAAGUCCUUGCUCAGAAGUGGAAGCGGAGAUCGUGGCCGAGAUCAUGUCGAUUUGCGAGAAUCAUCUUCAUCUUUAUCUGGUGGACGUGGAGAUGACGCAGAGCAGCUUUCAAUUUCAGCAGGUGGAAGCAGUACUAGCUGCAACAAUGUGCUCUCGGAGUUCAUAUCAUCAUUAUCUUCGUCAUCCUCGUCUGAUGCUGCUGGUGGUGAGGUCCCUCUUCGUCGAGAUUUGACUGCACAAAAUUUGGUAGAAGACUUGCGAUUGGCGCUGUUGUGGGUAGAGCAGCCCGUAGUUCACAAGUAGGGCCAGCAAAUGACAGAAGCAAGUUUCUUCAACAGAGAAGUUUUCUAAAAGAUCGUUUGGGGACACGAUAUUCUCUUAAGGGUACAAGAACUCCAUUUUCACUGUGAUCUUGGUCCCGUUUUUAAAGGGAAAAGGAGACCCAAGAUGCUGCUGAGGAUGAGCGUCCAUUAGUUCUAAUUCUCUGGAAAGAUGAGUAAAAAAUCAACGCAUGAUCGUGUAGUGUGCUAGUGGUCUUUUCAACCCCUGGAGUGGGUACAUUCAUUCAUUCACUCACUCACUCACUCACUCGCUAUUCUUCCUGCACAAGGUAAAAUGCUUUAAAUAAUGGUCGUCGAGUGCUGCAGCAUGCUUUGAAUAAAUGUGUUUAAUUCUGCAUUAUUUGGAAUGGUCGUGAACAGUAUUGUAAUUGUAGUGAUGUGAUGUGAUGCGGAGUCC